Messenger RNA from Fusarium graminearum PH-1, 1647 nucleotides. RefSeq lists its product as uncharacterized. Gene Ontology annotation, molecular function: carbohydrate:proton symporter activity. The coding region runs from base 1 to 1647 and encodes 548 amino acids. The transcript has 4 exons. The record is from RefSeq and is a predicted model, not a curated record. Gene Ontology annotation, cellular component: membrane. Lineage: Eukaryota; Fungi; Ascomycota; Sordariomycetes; Hypocreales; Nectriaceae. Gene Ontology annotation, biological process: transmembrane transport; carbohydrate transport.
AUGGACAAACAAAUCGAAUCCAUCAAGGAUAAACUUGACGAGUGCGGUGCCGUCACAGAGGAGCAUGCUGGCAUGAGCAUGGCCCUGGAGCCAUACGGUCCCUCUGGUUUCCGCGGUCUCUUCUCUUCUCCCUACGUCGCAGCAUGCGCCGCCUUCUCAGCCAUUGGCGGCCUGUUGUUCGGCUAUGACCAAGGCGUGAUUUCCGUGACGCUUGUCAUGGACCAUUUCCUCGAACGGUUUCCAGAAGUUUCGGACGAUGCCCCAGGCGCAGGCUUCAAAAAGGGCCUCAUGACUGCCAUGAUUACGCUUGGGGCAUUCAUUGGUGCUAUCAACCAGGGAUGGAUUGCUGACUGGAUAUCGAGAAAGCGUUCGCUCAUGGUUGCUGUUGUAAUCUUUACAGUUGGGUCGACGCUUCAGACUGCGGCUAUCAACUAUGCCAUGCUUGUGGUAGGUCGCUUUAUCGGUGGUAUUGGCAUUGGACAGUUGUCCAUGGUGGUUCCCCUGUACAUUUCUGAGAUUUCACCUCCCGAAAUCCGCGGCUCUCUUCUUGUUUUCGAACAACUCUCCAUUGUCAUUGGUAUCGUGGUCGCGUUUUGGAUCACUUACGGCACAAAGGGAAUCUCCAACCAUUGGUCCUGGCAGCUACCCUUUCUUCUUCAAAUUCUCCCCGGUCUACUGUUAGGUUUCGGUGCUAUUUUUCUACCAUAUUCUCCUCGUUGGCUAGCUUCCAAAGAUCGCGAAGAAGAAGCCUUGCUCAACCUCGCCAAAUUACGUGCUCUGCCCGAGUCGGACCCCCGAGUUCAGCGAGAAAUUCUCGACAUUAUUGCCGAGGCUCGAUUCCAAGCAAGUGCUCUCCGAGAGCGUCACCCAAAUCUCACCCAAAGAACAGAUUUAGGCGGAAAGAUUCGACUUGCGUUGUUUAGCCGGGCUGAUUGUUUCAAGCCUGGUUGCUGGCGUCGAACACUUGUCGGUGCAGGUCUCAUGUUCUUUCAGCAAUUCACUGGCAUCAACGCACUGAUCUAUUACUCUCCAACUCUGUUUGGAACUAUGGGUCUUGGCUUUGAGAUGCAACUAAUAAUGUCAGGCGUUCUCAAUGUCACCCAGUUGGUCGGCGUGUUGACAAGCUUGUGGACUAUGGAUCGUUUCGGCCGUCGAAGUAUUCUUCUUGUGGGAAGCCUCCUCAUGUUUGUCCCACACCUGAUCAUCGCUAUCUUGGUUGGUGUCUUUUCCAAAGACUGGCCGAGUCACACUGCCGAAGGCUGGACUAGCGUCGCCUUUCUACUGUGCUACAUGUUCACUUUUGGAGCUUCCUGGGGGCCUGUUCCUUGGGCCAUGCCCGCUGAAGUUUUCCCUUCGUCUCUCAGAGCGAAGGGCGUGGCAAUUUCCACUUGUUCAAACUGGAUAAACAACUUCAUCAUAGGCCUCAUCACGCCGCCUCUUGUUCGUUCAACAGGUUUCGGUGCUUACGUGUUCUUUGCGGUUUUCUGUCUCUUAUCUUUCGUCUGGGUUUGGUUCAGCGUCCCAGAGACGAACGGAAAAUCUUUGGAGGAAAUGGAUGAAGUGUUUAAUGACCGGACUGGUACUGCGGAUAUUGCCAAGAAAGAUCGCAUCAUGGCCGAUCUAUAUACUGAAAGACAGAACCGUUGA